Molecule: messenger RNA, 1485 nt
Organism: Lodderomyces parapsilosis
Lineage: Eukaryota; Fungi; Ascomycota; Pichiomycetes; Serinales; Debaryomycetaceae
Exons: 1
Coding region: 1-1485 (494 amino acids)
Biological process (GO): transmembrane transport
Molecular function (GO): transmembrane transporter activity
Source: RefSeq, a predicted model, not a curated record
AUGACUUCUUCAAAUACACCCUCUAUAGAUCAUGAAAAAGGUCCGAUGGAUGACCAGGUGGAAAAGAUUUCCACUCAUGGGUCACAUCCAGCUUCUAUAUCUGAAGAACACAAGCAAUAUCUUAUUGCAAAACAUGGAACCUAUGAAUUGGAUCCACUCCCAUCCAUGAGUGAUGACGAUCCAUUGAACUGGCCAGAUAGUUUCAAAUUCUUACAGUUGGGGAUGGUGGCUUUCCAUGGGUUUAUGGGGACUUUUAUGGCGUCAGGUAUAGUUCCAUCAUUCGGUAAAUACUCAGAAAUAUUGGACAAGCCUGUGCCUAGGGUCUCAUACUUGACUUCAGCCCAAAUUGUGCUCAUUGGUACAUUUCCAAUGUUUUGGGUGCCAGUUAUGCAAAGAUACGGUAAAAGGUUGCUUUUGAUUAUAUCAGUAUUGGGAACCAUGGCAUUCUCCAUUGGUGCUGUGUUCAGUACUGAUUACGGCACCUUGAUGGCAAUGAGAUGUUUGCUGGCGGUGUUUGUCUCUCCCGGUUUGGCAGUUGGUGGGGCAAUUGUAAAAGAAACUACAUUUAGUCACCAAAGAGGUUCAAGAAGUGGAGUUUGGGCUAUAUCUGUCAACUUGGGAACCAUGUUUGGUGCUUUCCUUAUGGGUUUUGUUGCUGAAUACCAAAAUCCAAAAUACGUUCAUGUUGUGUUUGCUUGUACCAUGUUUGUAUUAGCUGUCUGUUACUUGUUCCUUGGUAAAGAAACUUCGUAUAACCCAGCUGAUUUGUCAAGAAAUGAAACUAACAGAUUCAAACAAUUACGCUUCAAAGCCAUCUUCCCAGAGAACAAAAUCACCAUUUUUAAAUUUCUUGAACCACUAAUGUUUCUCUUGAAACCAAGAGUAUUUAUUCCUGCAUUUGGUUACACCAUGAUGUUUAUGCAUGGUAAUAUUGCCAUGAAUGUUGAAAUCCCCCAGGUUAUGGUGCACAAAUUUGAAUUGGGGCCACAAGCAUUGGGUUUGCAAUUUCUUUCAUUUGUUAUUGGUACUGUUAUUGGUGAAGUUGGUGGUUACUUGUCGGACAGAUUGGUGCAAUGGGGUCAUAAAAAUAACAAAGGUCCAAGUUUUAGAUUAUGGGUUACCCAUCCAGGCUACAUCACUUGCAUUGUUGGUUUGAUUGUCUUUGGUGUUCAAAUACAAAACAUUGACCACUACAAUGUGACUCCAUUGAUUGGAUGUGCAAUUGCUGCUUUUGGUUUGCAAAUUGGUACAUCACCAAUUAUCGCUUAUUGUAUUGAUCUGGAUCACACUAAAGCAGUACAAAUCAGUUUGUUUGUAACAUUUCUCAGACAAUUGUUUGCCUUUAUUGGGCCAUUUUAUUACCCCAAAAUGUUUGAUAAUUUAGGUUUUGCCGAAGCAUAUGGUAUAAUGGCAAUGUUGGUUGGGGUCUUGGGAUGGAUUCUUACAAGUUGUUUACAAUUUUGGGAGCAGAGGCAUGGCAGAUAG